UCCAGUCAGUUGUCAGGAAACUGCGCGAGCGUUCGGAUCGUAUUUGGCCGAAGUCCUCUGAGCUGAUCGUUUUGUGCGGUUCAACAUCGGUUCACUUUGUCUGUGUAUUGUUUCUUCCUAAAGUGGCAAAGAUUUCCUGAAAAUUUAACAUUGGCAAAUUGAUAGGCAGGCUCCGUACAUAAGCGAGAAAUAGCAAACAGCGAAGUGGAACUGAAACGAUUAUUAGCACAGAAACAGAUUACCGAAUCGGCGACUCGACGGCUUUGUGUGUUACCGCGCGCGUUCCGUAACUGAAGCGAAAACCCGUUGUUGACUCCGGUGCGCCACACCAGCCAUCACUGGCAGGCAAGUGAAAGUGGUACGUGGAAGUUAGACUACCAACCCGGUUUCGAGCGACUCGUCGGUACCAGUUUGGUGUGUCUUCGGCUGUGGUUUUUCUCUCUCUUCUUCGACCGUUAAGUGAAGUUGAAGGUGCCGUAACCGUCUUCCACAAUUGCCAUUAGCCGAAUUGUGAAGUCGGUCUGUGGUUUUGUAAUCCAACGACGUCGUAGGAAUUACCCAACGGUACGAGAAUUCGGUACGUUUGCCGCGCUCCGUAAGGUAUGUGUAUACCGCCGUAGCGCAACUGACGAUUGUCGCUGUUUCAACGAACCAAGGUCGAACAACAAUCGCAUUAGUCAAUAAAGCCAGCAAGACUUUGUACUUUGAACGCUCACACAAACACACAUACGCACACCCCCUAAUAGCGAUCGGCGGUAACUGCAGCAGCAUCCGGCACAAUGUCUGCGAAAGCGAUACGCGAGGCCACCGGAAAAGACAUCAUCAAUCGGCACCUGACGGGAGCAGAUCACGGUGCGGCCAAGUGCCGGUUCGCUUCCGUCGACGAAACCACACAAUGGUCACAGCUGGUGGUUGAAAAUCCGUGGCUGGAAACCACCCCACUUGUCGUGAAGCCGGAUCAGCUGAUCAAACGGCGAGGAAAGCUAGGACUGAUUGCCGUCAACAAAAAGUUCCCCCAAGUGAAGCAAUGGGUCGACGAACGCAUGGGCAAGGAUCAGAAAGUAGGCAACGCUACCGGCAAGCUGCGAAAUUUCAUCAUUGAACCGUUCGUCCCACACAAAGAUAAUGAGGAAGCAUAUGUGUGCAUCUACUCUCACCGAACCGCAGACACCAUUCUUUUCUAUCAUCAAGGAGGUGUCGAUAUUGGUGACGUAGAUUCCAAAGCACUGAAACUGGACGUACCUGUGGGACAAGAUGUUUCCGUUGGUGACAUUGAAAAGGUGUUGCUGACCGAAGUGGCUGCUGCUAAAAAGAAGAGAAUCGCAAGCUUUGUCUUCAAUCUGUACAAACUUUAUGUGGAUUUGUACUUUACAUAUUUGGAAAUCAAUCCACUGGUGGUAACCGACACCUCCAUCUACAUUCUUGACUUAGCAGCAAAGGUUGACGCCACGGCUGAUUUCAUCUGCCGUCCAAAGUGGGGUGAAAUCGAUUACCCACCACCGUUCGGACGUGACGCAUAUCCGGAGGAGGCCUACAUCGCCGAUCUGGAUGCGAAGAGCGGUGCCUCACUGAAGUUGACCAUUCUCAACCGGAACGGCCGAAUAUGGACGAUGGUGGCUGGUGGAGGUGCAAGUGUCAUUUAUUCCGAUACCAUCUGUGAUCUGGGCGGUGCCACUGAGCUUGCCAACUACGGUGAAUACAGUGGUGCUCCGUCGGAACAGCAAACCUAUGAGUACGCCAAGACCAUCCUGAGCUUGAUGACGAGCAGUCCGAAGCAUCCGAAAGGCAAGAUUCUGAUUACCGGCGGUGGUAUUGCCAACUUCACCAACGUGGCUGCUACCUUCAGUGGUAUUAUUACGGCCCUGCGGGAGUUCCAACAGAGACUGAUCGAGCAUAACGUGUCCAUCUUUGUGCGCCGUGCUGGUCCCAACUAUCAGGAAGGAUUGCGAAAGAUGCGUGAAAUCGGCAGCAGUCUGGGAAUUCCGUUGUACGUGUUUGGUCCGGAAACCCACAUGACCGCCAUCUGUGGUAUGGCUCUCGGAAAGAAACAAAUUCCCAAGAGCUGCAACGUGCACUUUGCCACUGCCAAUUUCUUGCUCCCCGGUGGACAGCAAGCAGCGGAAGCAGCAAAAAAGGGUUCCACAUCUAACGACAUGGCGAAUGGUGGAAGUACAGUCAAGUAUGCCCAUGCGAAGCUGGGUUCCGGCGAGUAUCAGCGCAUGUUCAGCAACCGCACCAAAGCGCUCGUUUGGGGCAUGCAGACUCGUGCCGUGCAGUCGAUGUUGGAUUUCGAUUUUAUCUGUCGCCGCGAUGAACCAUCGGUGGUGGCAAUGGUGUACCCUUUUACCGGUUACCACAAGCAAAAGUUCUACUGGGGCCACAAGGAAGUGCUGAUUCCGGUGUACUCCAAGAUGUCCGAAGCCAUCAACAAGCACAAGGAGGCCGAUGUUUUGGUUAAUUUUGCCUCGCUACGGUCAGCUUACGAGAGUUCGAUAGAAGUGCUGGAUUAUCCGCAGAUUCGUACGAUUGCCAUCAUUGCCGAAGGUAUUCCGGAGAAUUUGACUCGCAAGCUAAACAUGGAAGCUCGCGCAAAGAAUGUGUCGAUUAUCGGUCCUGCCACGGUUGGUGGCGUUAAGCCAGGCUGUUUCAAAAUCGGCAACACUGGCGGUAUGUUGGAUAACAUUCUGCACUCCAAACUGUACCGUCCAGGAAGCGUGGCCUACGUUUCCCGCUCGGGAGGUAUGUCGAACGAGUUGAACAAUAUCAUUGCACUCACCACGGAUGGUGUUUUCGAGGGUGUCGCCAUCGGUGGCGAUCGCUAUCCGGGAACUACCUUCAUGGAUCACAUAAUGCGCUACCAGGCCGAUCCGGACGCCAAGAUGAUUGUGUUGUUGGGUGAAGUCGGUGGCGUAGAGGAGUAUGAGGUCUGUGAAGCGCUGCAGGAUGGCCGUAUCACAAAACCAUUGGUCGCUUGGUGUAUCGGAACCUGUGCCGGUAUGUUCACCUCGGAGGUGCAGUUUGGUCAUGCCGGGUCUUGUGCUAACUCGGACCGUGAAACGGCUUCGGCCAAGAAUAAAUCGUUGGCUGCAGCGGGAGCUCAUGUGCCCGAUUCGUUCGACACGCUGGGUGAUCUGAUCGGAUCCGUGUACGCUAAUUUGGUCAAAAGUGGUGUCAUUGUUCCGGCUGAAGAAGUUCCACCGCCGACCGUUCCCAUGGAUUACUCGUGGGCUCGCGAGUUGGGACUGAUUCGUAAGCCGGCUUCAUUCAUGACAUCGAUAUGCGAUGAACGAGGUCAGGAGCUGUUGUACGCUGGCAUGCCAAUCAGUGAUGUGCUCCAGAAAAACGUCGGUAUUGGCGGUGUUGUUUCACUGCUCUGGUUCCAGCGAUGCCUACCACCGUACGUAUGCAAAUUCUUCGAAAUGUGUCUGAUGGUUACGGCCGAUCACGGACCAGCGGUGUCCGGUGCACACAACACGAUUGUGUGCGCCCGUGCCGGAAAAGAUUUGGUAUCUUCAGUGGUUAGCGGAUUGCUCACGAUUGGAGAUCGAUUCGGUGGAGCUUUGGAUGGUGCCGCUAAGCAAUUCUCCGAAGCUUAUGAUUCGAAUCUACAUCCGAUGGAUUUUGUUAACAGCAUGCGAAAGAAGGGUCAACUGAUCAUGGGUAUCGGUCAUCGUGUAAAGUCGAUCAACAAUCCGGACAUUCGAGUGAAGAUCAUCAAGGAGUUUGUAAUGGAAAACUUCCCAGCCAAGCCUCUGUUGGAAUACGCACUGGAGGUGGAAAAAAUCACCACCAGCAAGAAGCCUAAUCUGAUUCUGAACGUAGAUGGUGUGAUCGCUACCUCCUUCGUUGAUAUGCUGCGGAACUGUGGAUCGUUCACGAGCGAGGAAGCUCAGGAAUACAUCAACAUCGGUGCGAUCAACUCGUUGUUCGUGUUGGGCCGCAGUGUCGGAUUCAUCGGUCACUACAUGGACCAGAAACGUUUGAAGCAGGGUCUGUACCGUCAUCCUUGGGACGAUAUCUCCUACGUACUGCCAGAGCAGUACAACUAAAUGCCAGCCAGCAACAUGCUGUAGAUCGGAACCUGACGAUGCACAACACGGGAGAUGCCUGUAUUUUAGUUUUUUUUUUCUUUCUGUUCAUCAAUUUAGUCACUUUUUGCCAGGGAUGAAAAUUUUUAAUACAAUCGGACAAAGCCCCCGCAGCUUCGGGUAUCUGUGCCGCAGAAUCUCGUUCUCAAUGUAGGUUUAGAUGCGAUGGAUAACUUCUGGGUACACAUCCGACUCAUUCCAUUGGUUAGCUUCGGUUUGUAAAUCCAAUUUUUUUUUGGUCCCGUUCACUGUUACACUCAUGCCUGUCAACACCGUCAACAACCGCCUCCAUCAUUGAUAAUGCAUUUAAUCUUCCGAAGGAGCCGAUAUCUUUUCCCGGAAAUUAAAGAUCCAUCACACUUAAAAAAUAAAUUAUGGCGACAAUGUAAAAAAAAACAUGAAAUCGCCAUACAAAACAAGCACGUGUAAGAGAGAUGGCAUUGUUUGGAAAGCAAGGAUAAUGCAAAAAAAAGAUAACUAUUUAAAUUCAAAUCAAAUUUUAGUUAAUUGCUACCUGUAAGAUCAGAUAUUUAUGUCUCAAAAUUUUCGAUCAUAGACACAGUCAGUCAGUGUAUGGAACCUUUGUGAAAAACAAACGAAUGAAAGAACUUUCGUUUACUGAACUCUUCCUAACGUUACUAAAAUAUGUAAAAAAAAUCUUUCACAUUUUCAUGUUUUUGUAGUUUCUCUCACCACCGUUCAGUUCACAUUCAUUUCUAUUUUGCCUAGACAAAAAAGCAACCAUUUUGCUCAUGAACAUUAGACGAAUUAGGUUUUACUAAAGACUCAACACUACAUCAAUGAUUUGUUUUUUAUUUAAGUGGAUCAUUAGUUUUACAGUUUUAUUGUAAUAAACCGAUGAACAUUUCCUUCAUACUUUUGUUUUGUUCGUUUGUUUGGUUUUACUCUGAAACAUUCCCCUUUUGGUUUUUUGUUCUGUCAAAACUAUCACUGCGGUACGUUAGAUUGGAUGUUAUUGUUGAAGUCUGUUUCUUGCACCAAUUAGUAUGUGAACCUCUAUGCUAGACAAUGAGGGGUAAGUACAUAAGCCUCGAUUUGUUCACAUUUGCACCAAAUCUAUGGAGAAAAGCUGUGAAAGCUAUAAAAAUUGUUGAACUGCACAAAAAAGACAUACAUGAGUAUAACUUGCACAAUCGAAAUAUUUGAUUAUUAUACGUAAUGGACAUUUGGAUCUGCACCAUAUUUAGGGCCGCUGUAUUGGAAGUACCUGUCAUGUCAUGAAAAUGAGCUAUCAAGUACCUAAGCACAGGGAAAGAAGCGGUCAGAGAGAAUAACUUGCACAAGAUUUCAAUGUGUAGUGGAAAACGCAAUGGUAUCGCAGUGAACAAGCUUAAAAUAAAUUCUAUCAUAGUAGUAUAAA
Malaya genurostris is the source of this 5469-nucleotide messenger RNA. It is a transcript of the gene ATPCL, whose product is annotated as ATP-citrate synthase. NCBI's taxonomy places the organism in Eukaryota, Metazoa, Arthropoda, Insecta, Diptera, Culicidae. The transcript has 11 exons. Gene Ontology annotation, biological process: citrate metabolic process; fatty acid biosynthetic process; tricarboxylic acid cycle. The record is from RefSeq and is a predicted model, not a curated record. Gene Ontology annotation, cellular component: cytosol. The coding region runs from base 780 to 4049 and encodes 1089 amino acids. Gene Ontology annotation, molecular function: ATP citrate synthase activity.